AUGCCUGGGAGUCAUCGUCAGCUCGUUGCAGGUUCUGCAGGCAGCCCCAAGGAUUGGGUCCGGUGGCAGCACGGGACCAAGGGGACCAAGCGACCCAAGGCGCGAAUCCCCGAAGGCAUCUCCGCCCCGCAGCUGGGCCUGGCUCGAUUCGGCCUCUUUCGACUUCGCCCAAUCCUCAUCUUCAUCGACCUCGACCAACUGGCCCAUCUCCGCCGCACUGGUGAGCAGAGGUCGUCAUUCCUCCCCCCUUACGCCAUCAUACCGCCCAGGACUACCAGGAGAGGGUUCGGGCGUCCGCUGACCCUUCCACCCUUUGCUGUGCCUCUUACCACCGAGGAACACAUUCCAUCUGUUGCGGGCCAUAGACCGCCCCAGUGGCCAUUAUCUCUACUGUCCCUGUCGCCCGAAGGUCUUUUGGUUCUCACUGCCAAAUCCAUGCGCCACAGACUUGAUCACUUCGGUGACUGUGGUCGCAAGCCCCCGCCAGCACCGCGGUCUCACAUUGUGACCUUGACCCCUUCUCGUCAUGCUCCAGCUUACCCUGACCUUUCGCAAUCUAGGGCUUCCCGCUAUUCAGGUUCAAGAUACGAUGGCGAGGCGCGUAGGUCGAGAUCUCGCGACCGAUCUCCUGAUCGCUACAAUGAUCGCGCCUCGCAGUACAGCGACGGGGGGCCCCGCCGCUCUUCAGCUGAAUCUAGGGCCAAUGGCCCCGCUUUCCAGCCAAACCGCGACAACUUCCGUGACACCUUGCCGAGAGACACACCUAGGGGACCGCGUGCUCUCUUGGAUGCGCCGAGUGGUCCCCGCGGUGGAGGCAUGUCUGGAGAUUUCCGAGGGAGAGGACGCGGUGGGCGAGGCCGUGGAUGGAGGGACGAUAGCCGCGAUAGAGGGCGGGAUCGAGAACUCGACUUUCGGGAUAGACGUGACUCCGCCUACCGAGAUGAGCGAAGUCGAGAACGUGAUCGCGACUGGCGUGACAGAGAUCGGGAGAGCUUCAGAGGCAGACGUCCGUCACCGCGAGGGAGGUCACCACCAGGGAGGGACUUCCGGGAUCCCAGGGACGUGCCUCUAGGAGUCGACGCGGAACGUGCACGGCGCGGUUCGAGGGAUGGACCUCUUUCUGCCGGCUCGUCUAACUCUGACCCGCCGUUCGGGCCAUCGUCAUAUCGUGGAGGUUUUGCCGGACGAGGACGUGGUAAAGGACGUGGAGACUGGGAUCGAGGUCGGGGCAGAGGUUUCUACGAUGACAGAGAUCGCGACAGGUACGGACCCGGUGCGCGGGCGCGCUCUCAGGAAGGACGCUACCGCGAGCGGGACGACCGGGACCGGGACAGUCGGUUCCUUGACAACGAACCUCCGCGACCUCGGGAUCCCCGGGAUGAACGUGACAUGCGUGAGCGCGACGCCCGCGCCAAGGUCGAGAGAACAUCACACGAGCCACCGCCAUCCACGAGAGAUAUCUCGCCACCACCGGUGGCCCCUGCGGCGCCCUCGUUUGGUUCGGUCCCAAAUCGAACCCCAUCCGUUUCCGAUAUCAGUUCGGUGACCGGGAAAGUGCCCCCAACCGGGCCAAGGGCCUUGAAAGAUGAACGACCGCCCCCUGCUGGCCCUGCGACUGGCGCAGAGGCGAGGCCCCCGCCCACAGGCCCGUCCAAAUCAUCAUUUUCAGACAGCGCGCCCCCCAUUCCUUCAGGCCCUCGCGCUCAUACUCACGCUCAACGAACUGGGCCUUCAUCCAAGCAAUGGAUCAACCCGAACCUCAAACGUGGCCCGGAGUCUCCGAAGAUGAACAGAUCACAAAGUUUUGCUCAAAAUCGAUUCCCAGGCUUUCGCCCCGACAGCUCGAGCUCAGACUACCAGCCUGAUGGCGAUAAGCGACCACGUAGUAGCGAUGCUCAGACUGGCAUGCAGGCUCCGACCACCGACGGACACGACCGUGACAUACAUAUGUCAGACGUGAAAUCGGAGGCAGACCGUUUCGACCGGAGACCCCAGUCUGCCGGCUCCGCCUUUGAAGGAGACUACAGAUCCCAGGUUUCACCAACGUCGACUGGGCAGGACCAUGCGAGAACCCAAGAUAUCAAGGACGCUUCUGAAAAGGAAGAGGCCCAAGCUUCGGAGAAGUUGGCAGAAGCAAGAAGCAAGGACCGACCUACCCGUCGUUCGCUAGGGUUGGGCCCGUCCCGUGGGCAAUUUGAACAUCCCAGGAAACCAGUCAAGGCACCAGUACUAGAUCAAUCCUCGGAGUCUGACGACGAAGAAUUUGGAGAUGUGAUCGAGACUCAGCUAUCCGAGACAGAGUCGACUCUCAAAAACCUGGACGCGGCCGAAGACCCAGUAUCCGUCGAUGUCAUCGUCCGACACAUGGUGAUCUCACUGGAGGCGGUCAACAAACUUGUCUUGGAAUCGGAGGGCCUGCAGUCUGCUGUUGGGCCUCUUCCCGAGGGUAUUCGCAUCGCCAAAGAUGGUUCUGAAGCUUCAGAGGCAAAAGUGGAAGCAAAAUCACCUGUUCCAAGCGCGGUACCACAAGCGCCAACCGCUGCCCAAGCGACCAAGGUGCCGUCGCCAGUUGCCGUGAAAGCGGGCUUGGUUCCAAGUGUCGCCAGGGAAGAACUCCCACAUCCCUCGAUCGAAAAGGAUAUCGAUAUGACACCUGCAGACGAGCGUCAGGCUCCACGAGUGAAGCCCUCAAAGCCAGAGGACGGCGAUGUGGUGAUGGAAGAUUCUACCGAUCCUACCAAGCUUGGAUCUGAGCUUCAACGAAACUUACCCGCCAUCAACGGAAUCAAGUCCCCCAAGUCUUACAGGUCUUCCAUAUAUCCUGACGAUGAGCCACCCUUAUCAAAAGACGUGAGUAAGCGAGGCACUAGCUCCCCUGCUGAGGACGAUGAAGAGACCGAGAUCGACGAUGUCGAGCCUCAAACAAGCACUUUAGAUUCAGUCCGGGUGCACUCGAACACUCCCCCAGUCGACUCUUUGCCGGACUUCAACGAGGAACCGUGGCUGGAGGACCGGCCCUUCCUCAAAUCCCUGGAUACACCCAAACCUGGACUGGACAAUUUCAUCUUAAAGAGAAUGCGGGAAUCAGGGGACGAAGUCCAUACCGAACAACAGAAGCAGAGGAAGAUCUACGCUGGAAAUUACGAGUCUUAUCUUCGUUUCACCAUGUCGAAUGAUCCUGUUGCAUUGAAAAGCAGAGAAAAGUUCAAUUAUGUCCCAGGAGCACCGGAUCCCCCGGUGCAGAAGCCUGUCUUCAACGUUGAGGGACCUAAGCCUGAGUCUACGAGACGGAGUAGAUAUGCCUCUGAGCGUGAUCUUGAAAGAGUUUUGGAAGAAUCUCGGAGAGUUGAGGACGAAAAGAGAGAACGACAGCUGCGGGCAGAGAAGGAGAAGUAUAGGAGUGAAAAAGAGGCUGUGAUACCCGACCAAUACCAGACUCAAGAAGAGAUGGAGAAUGCGUUUUACGUCGAUGAGAGCGGGCUCAUUAGCCCAGGCAAAAUCGUUGCCGCCUGGGAGGUGCUACCGCCCCUCGCCAAUUUCAACGAGGAAGAGAUUGCGCUCUUCGAGAAGGCCUAUCUGGAGUUUCCGAAACAGUGGGGCCGGGUUGCCGAUCCCUUGCCGGACAGGGAUUUUGGAACUGCCAUUCAGUUCUACUACCUCAAGAAGGAUAAGGGCGAGCUCAACCUCAAGGAGAAGCUCAAGAAGCGUCCGCGGCAGCGUAGAAAAGGAAGGGGCAAGCAGCGAUCUAGCGCGUUGGUUUCGGAGCUCGCUGACAAUGACGAAAACCAAGAAACUGGUGAGAACGGUGAGAGACGUCGACCAAGGCGUGCUGCUGCUCCCACGUUCAACUCAGAGGCGACACCUGCCACGGAUGGCGAAAAUGCCACUGGUGCUUCCACGCCUAGCCGCAGAGGAGGAGCAUCAUCGAGGGCAGGGGAUGGAAGUGAGAAACCCGAACGCAAACCUCGUGGCCGUCGGGCCAAGGACAAGCAAGAAAAACAACCACGCGCCAACCAGACUCUUGCUGCAGCGCCGCUGGCUUCCGCUGGGAAGGGGAAUCGAUCACGCUCCAGUUCCCGCGUUCAGGGUGCUCCUGACUGGACAGCCCAGCCGCCACCAGGCGACGUGUCUCAAAUACCUCAACAGUACGAACUAGCCCCAGGCGGUGUGUCAGCUCCCCCGGUUACGAUGCAGCCCUCAUUCGCGGUCACGAAAUCAAUAGUCAGUCCGGAGAGAACCAUGACACCGGUUGGCUCGAUGUCAGACGUCAUGGCACCGCCGCCACUGCGGCCGGAGCCUCAGCAACCCGGUAUGCUGACGCCUUUUGAACUCAAGCCGUCUUCAUCGGAUCGUAAGGCUGGGUCUCAAGCCUCUAGCUAUUGGAGUGUGCCAGAAACUACAGACUUCCCACAGCUGCUGUCUUCCUUUGGCAGCGACUGGGCUGCCAUUGCUGGGCAUAUGGGCACCAAGACUCCUGUUAUGGUGAAGAAUUUUUACUCGCGACAGAAGGACAAUGGCAAACGAGACUGGGAAGCUCGCGUUGUCGAAGCCGACUCCAAGAAGGCCAGGGGAGAAAAGUUACCUGCCCCGCCGACUCCCACGCCAGCCAUCAAGAAAGGCAGAUAUGAUACGAGUAAUCUCAACCGACCGCUUGUCUCUGCCGAUACUGUCAUGGAAGACGCUCCCCAAACGAAGGUCGAACAGCCGGCCGGACGGUUCAACGUUCCUAUCGCAGCCCAGCCUACGGCAGCAGUCACUCAGUCACCAUUCAGCCAACCGCCGCCGCCGCCACCGGCUCUGGUUCAGGUCCAGGCCACAAGUCAGCCAUUGGCGCAGCCAGUCACGCAAGCCAUGUCGCCAUCCACCAGGCCAUUGAGAGCUCCAUUCGGAUAUCCUGAGAGGGAGCGCGAGCCUAUGCUGCAGCAGCCAGGGCGAUCCCCACUCCCACAGAAGGCCCAGGCUCAACCUCCGCCUAUGUCUGAGUCCGCUGUACGGCAUCCGUUGCCUGGGGCUAUGGACUCUCAUGCGGACCGGCAGCAAGCUGAUAUGAAGCCACUCAAGGAACAGCCCCGUCAACCGGAGCGAACGCCCCUUCGUGUGAAGCAAGAGCCUGACAUGCCUCCACAUGGCUACGAUCGCAUUGAUCCCUACGCCGCCCAGGCACAACCUGGUCGCCUUGCGCCGAGAGAUAGCAUGCCGCCGAUUUCGCGGCCUCCGGAGCCACCACGUGCAGUUGCCCCAGUUUCACAGCCCUCUCCAUUUGGCUCUAUGCUGCAGCAACAGCCUAGCCGUGGCGGCUUAUUGUCAGAACUCAACCCGUCUCCCCCGGCUCCACCACGUCCACUGUCCAACCUAUCGCGCCCAAUGUCUGAUAUGCCUGGCCCGCCUGAGCAAUACAGCCGUACUCCGCCGGCUCAACCGACACCACCCGCGCCUCCGACUGCAGCUGCACCCCCCGCCCGGCCUAAGACGUCGAGUAUCAUGUCUCUACUAAACGAUGAUCCGCCGCAACCGAAGCGGGUCUCGGAGGUCCCAGCUGCUGUCAAGACAUCAUCCACACCGCCGCCGAGCGGUCUCUCGCGCCCUCCGCCACCCCCUCCGGCUCCCACUCAGAUUCGCCAGCAGACUCCUAUGGCAGAGAGUCCAGCCUACGGACACUAUGGUCGCCCACCACCUUCGGCACCUUCAUCGGUCUCCUCAAUGCCUUCUUUGAAACCAUACACCACUGGUUCUCCACAGAUCCAGCCGUUGAGUGCGCCGCGGCACCUUGCAAUGGAGUCGCCAGCUGAUCGUGGUGGCGAGCGUGAUUACUACGGUAGACAGCGCCCGUACUCAUCACCGCACCAGACUGCCGCCAAUUCCCCACAGGGGACGCAUCACUAUCCAUCCCAGAGCCAGCCAGCCCAGAUGCCUUACCAGCCUCAGCCAGGUUAUCCCUACAGUGCUCCCACAGCUCCGCCUGCCUCGGCAGCGUCCCCGCCACCACAGUAUGGCAGUCAUCCCAACAUGCAAAGGGUGCAUGAGCCUCCGCCUGCAGCAGCCCGUGAUAUGGGCUGGUCCGGACAGCACCCAGGUCUCUCGCAGCAACAACAGGCAACGCCGCAACAGCAAUCAGCUUGGCCACCCAAGUCGUCUCAACCUCCGCCUGCGCAGUCACCAUGGGCUGCGCAACACGCCACUACAGCACCAAAACCCCCACCCCCAAGUAGUUCAGUUCCUCCGCAACCCUCCUGGGCUGCGCCCCGUACCCAUGAUCCUCGAGAGGCUCUGAGCCUGCGCGAUAAUCGAGAUCCUCGAGACAUGUACCAUUCGCACCGAGCAAUGCAGCCACCGAUGCAGUCGCCCUAUGCGCCAUCAGCUCGAGCACCCGAGCCACCCCAAGCACCUUCGGCUUAUCCCCGUUAUGCAAAUACACCAGCACCUGGUAGGGAUCCUCGUGAUCCUGGACCGCCGCGCAGUUACACACCAAGCGCCUACGAUCACAGGGGAGCAUAUCCACCGCCAAGCCAAGACCCCCGCGAGGCGCAGCUUCGAGAGCAGCAGCAGCAGCAACAGCAGCAGCAGCAACAGCAGCAGCAACAGCAGUCUAUCUUACACCAGCAAUUGCGGCCACAGGAUCCGAACCGAGGCCUGUAUGACCGUGCCCCCGACCGGUAUGGGCGGUAG
Molecule: messenger RNA, 6666 nt
Organism: Neoarthrinium moseri
Lineage: Eukaryota; Fungi; Ascomycota; Sordariomycetes; Amphisphaeriales; Apiosporaceae
Exons: 5
Coding region: 1-6666 (2221 amino acids)
Biological process (GO): regulation of transcription by RNA polymerase II
Cellular component (GO): Set3 complex
Source: RefSeq, a predicted model, not a curated record